Messenger RNA from Lathyrus sativus (Indian pea), 1041 nucleotides. Lineage: Eukaryota; Viridiplantae; Streptophyta; Magnoliopsida; Fabales; Fabaceae. The record is from the annotation of a GenBank genome assembly.
AUGAAAGAUGUUUUCAAUAUGGAUGAAACUGGGUUGUUUUAUAGGCUACAAGUUAAUCAUUCACUAGCAACAAAACAACUUGAAGAAAGAAAACAAGAUAAAGAAAGGCUGACGGUAGUUAUUUGUUGGAAUGAAGAUGGCUUUGAAAAAAUCUCUUUAUGGAUUAUUGGGAAAUAUGGAAAGCCUCGUUGCUUCAAGAAUGUCAACAUGAAUAGCUUGGAUUGUCAGUAUCGAGCUAACAAAAAAGCGUGGAUGACUAGUGUGCUUUUUGAUGAAUAUGUUCAUUCAUUUGACCAAAUGAUACAUGGUAGAAGAGUUCUAUUUGUGGUGGAUAAUUGUCCAGCACAUCCAAGAAAUAUUGAAGGGCUAAGAAACGUUGAGUUGUUUUUCUUUCCACCCAACAUGACAUCAAAGAUUCAACCUUGCGAUGUUGGGAUAAUAAGAGCUUUCAAGAUGCAUUACCGUAGAAGGUUUUACCGCAGAAUAUUAGAAGGUUAUGAGGUGGGACAAUCUGAUCCAGGGAAGAUAAAUGUCCUUGAUGCUAUCAAUUUGGCAAUCCCAGCUUGGACGAUAGAUGUUCGAAAAGAAACAAUAGUGAAUUGCUUUCGACACUGUAAAAUUCGUUCAGCUAGUGACGUUGCAAGAAAUUUGGAUGAAUCCACUUUUGAUAAAGAAACUCAAGACCUCGAGACUAUGAUCAACCAAUGUGGCUAUCGUAAUAAGAUGGAUAUCGACAAUCUAAUGAACUACCCAGGUGAAAAUGAAGCAUGUUCGGAGGCUCAGAGUUUAGAAGAUAUUGUGGGUACUAUCAUUGAGAACAAUGCAGAGGAUGACGACGGAGAUGAUACAAUGUCUUUGGAGCUUGUUACGCGAAAGGAAGCACUUAUGGCUUGGAACACUCUUUACAACUUUAUGAUACAAUACAAAAAUACAACACCUGAGCUAUUGGAUGCAAUAAGAAAAGUUAGAGAUGAGCUCCAAAUAGACUUGAACUUUAAAGGAAAACAGACAACUAUUGAAUCAUAUUUCAAUAGAGUGUAA